Rhineura floridana is the source of this 3088-nucleotide messenger RNA. Its product is annotated as tyrosine-protein kinase SYK-like. Gene Ontology annotation, biological process: cell differentiation; positive regulation of B cell differentiation; positive regulation of mast cell degranulation. Gene Ontology annotation, molecular function: ATP binding; signaling receptor binding; non-membrane spanning protein tyrosine kinase activity. NCBI's taxonomy places the organism in Eukaryota, Metazoa, Chordata, Lepidosauria, Squamata, Rhineuridae. The transcript has 13 exons. The coding region runs from base 487 to 2310 and encodes 607 amino acids. Gene Ontology annotation, cellular component: cytoplasm; extrinsic component of cytoplasmic side of plasma membrane. The record is from RefSeq and is a predicted model, not a curated record.
CUCCAGAGCCUCGUGGAGCCCAGGCUCCAGAGCACCUCCGCCUCCUGACGCCCGCGAGCCCCCACCCCACCCCGCCAGAAACGCGCUUCAGGACAGGGCGGCAGCGCGGCUUCGCCCACGAGGAAGCCGCGCUGCUCGGCAGCCUUCGCCCGGCGCUGGGGCAACCGCUGGAAAGGAGGCAGCCGGCGCUCCUGUUAUCCCGAGCCGACGACGCGCCUUCCGCGGCAGCACCAGGCGGGCCGGCGGGCAGAGGUGCGCUCCCCGUGCUUGGCGCCGUCGGGGCGCCCCUCCCAGCCGGGGCUGGCGCGCGCCGUCGGGGGAUUGUCGCCCCUGCCGGACGGCCGGCCUCCGAGGAAGGUUGGCCUCCGGCUGCUGGGGACGCCGAGGCGCCGGAGGAGAGGCCCCUGGCGGCCGCCCUGCCGUGUCCCCACCGGCCCCUCAGGUACAAAAUAAUUACUCUACAGAAUUAAGAAGCGAAAGGAAAAAAUGGCAGGGGUUAUUCCUAUUGGCUACCUGUCCUAUUUCUUUGGCAACAUCACACGCGAAGAAGCAGAAGAUUACCUGAUGCAAGGCGGGCUGAGCGACGGACUGUACCUACUGCGACAAAGCCGCAACUAUCUCGGUGUCUUUGCUUUGUCCCUGGUCCAUGAUAGCAAAGUGUAUCAUUAUAUCAUUGAGAGGGAAAAGAGCGGGACGUACGCCAUUACAGGAGGGAAAUCCCACCAGAGUCCUGUAGAACUCAUUCAUUACCACUCAGAUGAAGUGGAUGGUCUUGUCUGCCUGCUGAAGAAGCCCUGUCAUCGGCCACCAGGAGUGGAACCAAAAACAAGUCAGUUUGAGGACUUAAAGGAGAAUCUCAUCAGGGAUUAUGCCAAGCGAAGAUGGAACUUGCAUGGACAUGCCCUUGAGCAAGCUAUUAUUGGUCAGAAACCCCACUUAGAGAAAUUGAUUGCUACAACUGCACACUUGAAUAUGCCCUGGUUCCAUGGGAAGAUAUCUCGGGAGGAAUCGGAGUAUCGUGUUCGCCUAGGGACAAAGACGAAUGGGAAAUUUUUAAUUAGGGAAAAAGAGAACCAGGAAUCCUAUGCUCUCUGUCUGCUCAAUGAAGGAAAGGUAGUACAUUAUCGCAUUGAGAAGGAGAGAAAGGGGAAAUUCUCAAUCCCGGAAGGAAAGAAGUUUGAUAGCCUCUGCCAGCUAGUGGAACAUUAUUCCUACAAAGCAGAUGGACUUCUAAGAAUCAUCACAGAUCCAGUCCCAAAUCCUCACUUGGCAAAUGGCACGUCCUUCGCAACACAUCGUAAGUCUCGUGGCAGCAAGCCACCUUUACCUGUUCCUGGCUGGAAUGAUGGUUGUGCCUUACCUUCAUCCUCAUCAUCUAACACUUCUCCAUAUAACCCUUAUGGGCCAUCAUGGAUAAAGCAAGUUGAUCAGAGGUUCCCCAUGGACACGGAGGUCUAUGUGAGUCCAUAUGUAGACACAGAAGAGAUAAAAGCUACCCUUGACCGAAAUCUGCUGACCCUGGAAGAGCAGGAAAUUGGUUCUGGUAAUUUUGGCACUGUGAAAAAGGGCACCUAUGAAAUGAAAAAAGGGAAAACAACAGUGGCUGUGAAAAUUCUCAAGAACGAAGGCAAUGAUCCCGCCAUAAAAGAUGAACUGCUGAGAGAAGCACUUGUAAUGCAACAACUGGAUAACCCUCAUAUUGUCCGAAUGAUUGGCUUGUGUGAGGAUGAGUCCUGGAUGUUGGUAAUGGAAAUGGCUGAACUUGGCCCAUUGAAUAAAUAUUUGAUAAAACACAGAGAUGUCACAGAAAAGAAUAUCAUAGAGCUGGUUCAUCAAGUGUCCAUGGGGAUGAAAUAUUUGGAAGAGAACAACUUUGUGCACAGAGAUUUAGCUGCGAGAAACGUACUGCUGGUUACACAACAUUAUGCCAAAAUCAGUGACUUUGGACUUUCCAAAGCACUGGGCUCUAGUGAUUAUUAUCAGGCACAGCGUUAUGGGAAAUGGCCAAUCAAGUGGUAUGCUCCAGAAUGCAUGAACUUCUUCAAAUUUUCAAGCAAGAGCGAUGUUUGGAGUUUUGGUGUCUUAAUGUGGGAGGCUUUUUCCUAUGGGCAAAAGCCAUACAAGGGCAUGAAAGGGGGAGAGGUUGCUCAGAUGAUUGAACUAGGAUUGCGCAUGGAAUGCCCACCUGCCUGCCCACCUGAGAUCUAUGACUUAAUGAAGUUGUGUUGGACGUAUAACGUUGAUGAUCGGCCAGGAUUUUCUGCGGUGGAGUUCAGGCUGCGCACCUUCUACUAUGACAUUGCACAAUAAGAGCAUGGCGUGCUUAAUAUUGACGAUUGUAAAAGGAGAUACCGAGCAUGAGGCAAAUAACAAGUCCGAAGAUGCUCUCCAGGGAAAUCUUUGGGGAAAAGUUUUGCUGUGAAACCGCCUGUGCUGCUUUUCAGAGCGUUUCUACAUGUAAAGGAUCGUUUUCAAAGUGGGGUUCCUGUUGUCCUUUGGAUAUUAGUUAUGUUUUUAACCUUUUGACUGUGGACUGGCAUGGAUUUUGCUGCAGGCCAAGAGAGCUAAGCAGACCUCUCCAGACACCUUUCCUGCUCUCAGCAGAAGACCUGUAUUGCUGUUAAGAGGUCUUCCAUGCCUUACUUGUUCCUGUUAAAUCAGGGAUACUCACACUGCCUCUUUCAUAGCCUUUCCUUGGGGCUUUUAACACAGGGAUUGAUUCUAGACCACAACUGAGCCUGUUUUAAGUAGUAGAGCUCAGCCUUAGACUGUGUUUAAUGAGUUACCAAUUCAAACUGUAUAAGUAGUAUGUUGUUCAUGUGCUAAACAACCAUGUUGCCUUGGUCUUUGCCAGUACUUCUUCCUUGCUGUUAAGUCUUAUUCUACAGAGAAAUCUAAUUCUUCUGCAGGCUGUUUUCCACAACAGCAACUUAACCACAACCUCUACCCUGAUCUAUACAACUAAAGCUGCAAUAACUGAAGGCAUUUACUUGGGGUGAAUCCCAAUGAUGGACUUGAGUAUACAUUUUCAUCAUUUCCUGAUAAACUAUAAAUCACUUUCACAGUAAGAAUAAAAUACAUGAACCUG